This is a messenger RNA of Achroia grisella, 4325 nucleotides long. RefSeq names its product solute carrier family 25 member 35-like. The coding region runs from base 157 to 1062 and encodes 301 amino acids. The transcript is spliced from 5 exons. Lineage: Eukaryota; Metazoa; Arthropoda; Insecta; Lepidoptera; Pyralidae. The record is from RefSeq and is a predicted model, not a curated record.
ACCGAAAAAGUAAGAUGUUGAGUAUUACGAAACAAAGUUAUUAUAAAUAAAAAUUCCACUAUUUGGAGCAGUUAAUUUAAGAGAUGACAAGUUACAAAUUUACAAUAAAAUGUAGAAGACAAUAUUAGUGUAUCUACAGUAUAAAUAAAAAGCACAAUGGACUUUGUUGUGGGAGGGCUGGCCGGUGUAGGUGCAGGGUUCUUUAGUAACCCGUUUGAUGUGGUGAAGACUCGAAUGCAACUCCAAGGCGAACUCCGUGCUAAGGGACAGCAUGCUGUGUAUUAUAAGAAUAUACCACAUGCAAUGUACACUAUUAUAAAGCAUGAUGGCAUUGCUUCGUUACAAAAGGGUCUUGUGCCAGCAUUGUGGUUUCAGUUAAUGGUGAAUGGUGUAAGAUUAGGUAUAUACCAACAAGCUGACAAUUACGGGCUCCUCAGAGAUGAGAAUGGGAAUACCCAGUUUUUAAAUAGUUUAUUCUUCGGGUCCCUGUCGGGCCUGUCUGGUGGGCUCGUGGGCAGCCCCCUACAGCUUGUAAAGACCCAACUAAUGUCAUAUUCCUCAAAGAAAAUAGCAGUGGGCACUCAACAUGCCCAUCGUGGACUUGUGUAUGCAUUGACAAAGAUUUAUAGAAAGAAUGGCUUGGGAGGUCUAUGGAGAGGAGCUCACGGUAUGAUGAUAAGGAAUUCAAUUGGAUCAGCAUCACAGAUCUCUGCUUAUGCUGUAUGUAAGGAGUGGAUGGAUCAGAAUGACAUGUUCCAACAGUCAAAGUAUUUGUCGGCGUUUGUCGCUAGCAACAUAGGGGCGAUAGUCAAGACGGUAGCGCUGACACCCAUGGAUGUCAUCAUGACACGGCUGUAUAAUCAAGCUGUGGACGCAGAAGGCCGCGGUCUCCUGUACUCGGGGAUAACCGAUUGUGCCAGAAAGAUCACGAAAGCCGAAGGUCUAUUAGCUUUCUACAAAGGUAUAGGUCCUUCGUACCUACGGCAGGCACCACACACUGUCCUCCUUCUGGUAUUCUGGGACAUGCUCAAGGAUUUGCAGAAGAGCUUCGAAUUAAGAUGAAAACUACGCUGUAAAUAUAGUUAUAGUAGUAGGUAGCUAUAACGCUUUAAAUUGUCUACACGUGCUAAAUUCUGGGGUAAUAACGGAGCAGUAAUGAGGAGAGAUCUUUUCCUAAAAAACCUCAAUAAAAUCGCCAAUACUGGAUCAGAGGUGCGCCAUAUAUCGCUUUCUAGAUCGCCUCGUGUGUAUAUACACUACAUAAUCAUGACUUGGGCUUUCAUUUAUGAAUCUCAUCUUAUUGAUUGCUAUUAAGACUCCGACUGACUCCGAGUUUAUAAAGGAGGGGUCGACUCUAAACAUCUCACAGAGCGAGCCGUCGCUAUAGCAGUCGCGGUAGUAUAUAAAUGUACUUCCAUUGGCAUGCUGCCUUGGCUUACCGAUGAACACGCUAAAAGAAAGAAGCUAUCUAAGAAUCUAAGCUAAGAAAAGUAUCGCCUCCUGUGUACUGAAAUCAGGACUGUUGAAAGUUUCACGUCAUCACUUAGAUAUGCCCACUGAACCGAUAUUAACCCCACCACUGUUGAGGUAUUGCCCUAAAUUUUAGCUUCGUGUGUAGACCGUUUUAUGUAGUAUACUAAAAACAAAACAAUAUUGUUUUGUAAUAUCUAUAACGCUGUGAUUAGAUAAUUUUUUUUACGAGUAGAAAAUCCAAUUUUGUAAAUAUUUUUAUAAACGAAACCAAAGUUUACUGUAAUAUGAAUACAAUGAAUAAUAAUGACAAUUACACUUAGACAGUUGUAAACUGCUGGAUAUUUUAGGAUUUUUUUAAACCGUUAAAAUAAGGUAUUGCCUGCUUAAUGUACAAUUAUGUCGCGCCCUUUGUGUGUAGGAAGAAAUAACAGAACGCUACCUCAUCCUUUUUUUAUCGUGUGGAAAAAUAUUCAAAAGACUGUCCCCCUCAGGGGGGUAAUAACCCUCAUUUCCCCUCUGAGGGGGUGGGGGGGUGUGUGGAAUUCUUACCCAUAAAAAAAACCGCACAGUGUACCUACCAGUGCCAAUGCCGGAGUCGAGGUAACACCGCGACUACACUACCUAACCUUGAACACUUUGUUUACUUUCCCUACAUCACGCAUCGCAACUCUUGUCUUUAAUCAAACUAUGGUUUUUUAACUCAAUUAAUGUGCCAUAAAUUAGUUUGCCUCUAAUGUACUUUGUAUUGCUUAUUUCAAUUAACUAUAAUUAUUUUUUUAUCAUAGAUAGAUUAUAUAGACAGUUUUAUCAGUUACCAAUUGGUUAUGUAGGACGGAAAAUUAUCUAAUUUUCUUUGAAAAUAAUUUAUAUUCAAUGUUAAGUUAAGUUAUUACUACGUCCUUUAUUGUCACGCACUUAUCAAAUAUUUUAGCAAAAUUUUACAAGUUGUGUAAUAUUUUAUUUAGCUAUGUCAUCAAUAAAAUAAAAAAAUCUAUCUUCAACAGUGUCUAAUACAUUAUUGCCCAAGUAUUAGAACCAGCCCUUUUUGUAGUAUCUUUGAAUACGUACGCGUACAAGAAAACAGAUAUAGAGAUAUAUAGAGCUGCAAACACGAUUUAACUAGGUCUGGCGAGGUGCAAUCCCCCGAAGUACAUUCAAUCCAUAACACAUCUUCCCGUAAAUGUUAUCCAACUCUAUAUAUUGUAAACCUAUUAUUUACUAUGUCAUCUCCAUCUAUUGGAUCUGUCCACAUCAUAAUCUCCUUAUAUACUCUAGUCCAAUAAAACAAAUACUCAAUUUCAAUUUAGACCUCUAAAUGGAAAUUAUUAUACCAUCGAAAAUGUAUUAUUACUUCAUAAAACCAAAGAUCGCAUUGUAUUCUUAUUACCUCAAAAAUAAUAUGAUAAUGAUAAAAAUCUCGUGAUAUGACCUGAAGUUAUUAAUUUGUAUUAAGUAGAUAGGUACCUGAACGAUCACCCAUUGAUUAGUAUGCACUCAGUAUUAUUACAAACAAUAGUAGCAAUUUCAAAUUAAAUUUAGUAAAAAUUCAUAAAAGUAAUUUACUCUGCUACGAAAUGUCCCUGUGGUUAUAAUAGUGUGAUUAUACCAUAAUUAAUUAGGCAUUUAAUACUAUAUUAAUUAUAAAACUAACUCACGCUGCAAAACGCAUUUUAAUUAAUUAUAAAAAGUCUCUUACUAUUACUGUGCAUGUAAGUAGAUGAUGUCGGAAAAAAGAAAAAAUACGUGGGCAAAAAAAUAUAGGCUAGAGAAUAUAGUGUUGGUACAAAUAUGAGAAAAACUCACGCAUGGGAAUAUAUAGUUUGAUGAUAGGCGAGAAUGACGCGGACGAAAAAAUAUAGCGUCGGCGAAAUUCGUGGAAAGGGCAGGAGUGAGAUUAUGGCGUCGUCGGGAGAGACGAGAAAAUAUAGGCGGAGUAAUAUAGCGUCGUUAUAUAGGAGAGCAGGUAGAGCUGAAUUUAAAGCAGCUAACACGGUAACUUUAAAAACUUUUUCGUGCACAGUCUUUAAUAAAUUAUAUUAUCGCCUGAUUAGUUGAGUGUCUAGGCUGAGGUAAAUCUGUUUAUCUGAUGCGAACUCCUGUAACAUUAAGAACAUUAAAAGUCAAUCUAAUUAAGAGAAAUCACGUCACUAUUUAAUUAGUUUGUCUUUGUUAAAUAUAUAACACUAAAUAAAUUCUGUACAAAUAAUGAAUGGACCAAUGUAUCUUAUUGAGGAAAAAUAUGUUUUCUAUAAUAAAAUCACGUUUAUAACAAUAUGUAAAACGUUGAAGUGAUAAUGAUGUGGCCAGAAAUAUUAAGUAAUUAUUCUUUGGCGCACAUAUAAAUGUAUUUACAAAAAGUAGAACUGCAAUAAAUUAGUCGUUAAGUGGACUUAGUACUUAGAUUUGUUAGUUUAUUAUAGAAUAAGGCGUUUUUAUUUGUUUAUAAUUAUAUGUAUAAAACUAUAUCGCUAUACAUGUAUAAAAUUUUAUGUUGUAUAUAUCGAAACGCGAAGAUACAAUUGUUUAUAGCAAUUAUGAUAUCUGAACUUACAUAACUUCAAAUAAAAAAGACACAGUGUGUGAGCAUUUUAGUACUUUGUUGAAGUAAUAUUAUUGACAACACCAAAUGUUUUUAAAUUACACUGAAAAAUGUUAAUAUGACAAGGUAUAAAAAUAUAUUACAGCUGAAUAACAUAAUACAAGUCAUAUUCAUUGCAAAAUCUAUUUAGCUAAAGUUUGCUAUCGACAACAAGUACAGUUGAAUUGAAAAUCUCUUUGAUAUUAGUUUAAAAUGAAUCCGUUCGCGUUUUGAUUAUCCAAAAUUAUAAUAUUACUUAUUAUUUCGAUAUUAU